Haliotis rubra (blacklip abalone) is the source of this 2054-nucleotide messenger RNA. RefSeq names its product protein draper-like. Gene Ontology annotation, molecular function: scavenger receptor activity. Bases 20 to 1705 code for a protein of 561 amino acids. The transcript is spliced from 12 exons. The record is from RefSeq and is a predicted model, not a curated record. NCBI's taxonomy places the organism in Eukaryota, Metazoa, Mollusca, Gastropoda, Lepetellida, Haliotidae.
GGAGCAAACACAAGACACAAUGGGGGUGUUUUUGACGACUAUGUUGUUUUUCUCCAUCACUGGGACUCCCACCGAUGCCGCGUGUCACUGUAACACUGCAGCUGCCUGUGCUGUGUUCCCCUCUUCUCCCUGUAGCCAGGUCGGAUGUCAGGACGGAUGGUUCGGUUCCUACUGCCAGAGACGAAAUAUUGCUAUAGGACAACGUGCCACACAGAGCAGUACAUUCACUGAAAACAGUGACAGGACAGGGUAUACAGAUUACAGGUUCGAGGCCAGGUACGGCGUAGAUGGCAGAGCUACCACCAACUUCUAUAGCAAACCAUUCACAUGUACACAUACGGCCACAGGAGAUAAACAACCAACAUGGACUGUACAUCUGAGCAGCUCUCACACAGACAAGAUACAACACAUUAAGCUGUAUCUACGUGAUGGCUUCCUCGACAGAAACAAGGGCAUGAAGAUAAAUGUCGGUGGACAGCUUUGCUUCCAGUGGUCAACGGACAGAUACCCGCCUGCUUCAGCUGAUGUCAAAUGUCAACAAGCACUGACAGGAAACACGCUAAUCAUACAGACAAGCGAGUAUCUCGCAUUGUGCGAGGUGCAGAUAUUUGUUUGCAGUGACGGUUGGUUUGGUGAGGACUGUGACAAACAGUGUCACUGUUUUGUAAACACAGAAAUAUGUGACAAGAUCACUGGACAGUGUCUGAGUGGAUGUGCUCCAGGAUACAUGGGGACGGACUGCCAAACAGAGUGUCCAGAUGGUUACUACGGAAAUUGCACUACCGAGUGUGGAAACUGCCUCAACGCCGCUGAUUGUAACAAGACUACAGGCAUCUGUCUCGGAGAUUGUGAACCAGGGUGGCUAACUGACACCUGUCUUCAACCGUGUGAGGAAGGUUACUAUGGAGACUGCACCUCCAAGUGUGGAAACUGCUAUAACGCUGCAUGUUGUAACAAGGACACAGGCAUCUGUCCUGGAGGUUGUGCUGCAGGGUGGUUAACUGGCACCUGUCUUCAACCGUGUCAGGAUGGACGGUAUGGUAUGAACUGUGCCUCCCACUGUGGAAACUGCCUUGAUGGUCAUGUGUGUAACAAGUCAACAGGAAUGUGCCCGAGAGGAUGUGCAGAAGGUUGGAUGAACGAUACCUGUGUUCACCCAUGUCCAGGUGGUUACUACGGUACAGACUGCACGUCCAAAUGUGGAAACUGUCUGGAGAAUGAUGUAUGUAACAAGUCAACGGGAAUAUGUCCCAACGGAUGUGCAGCAGGGUGGAUAAAUAACACGUGUCAUAACAUGUGUGAUGACGGGAGGUACGGCAGCGGUUGUACGUCAGGAUGUGGUCACUGCAAGAGCGGCACAGUUUGUGACAGAACUAACGGAAUCUGCGGGAGUGGAUGUGAUGGAGGGUAUUCAGGUGCCCGUUGCGAGCAGUGUCCGGCAACUUCAGGACACUCAAACCAGGUAGUGCCAGUUGCAGCAACACUUGGGACACUUCUCAUCUUGGCUCUCAUCGCUCUGUUGACAGCCAUCAUUUACAUCAGAAGACUGAAGAAUCAACUUGGUGUCUUACAAAAGAAACCCGAAGAUAACUACAUAUCCCUAGACGAAAGGACCAAGGAUCCAGUUGUGGAGAACACAUAUGAACAAAUUAACAAUUCAACUCCUUAUGUCAAUAUGGGGGAAGAUCAUCAGGGCCGCAUUUAAAGUGAUCAAAAACAGUUGUGUAAAGCGACCUGUCUAGAUCGACAUUGCUAUAGUUUCUUGUUACACGAGUAUAUGAACAGACAUUUCUGAAUGUGGAACCACUUGAGAAUCUCACGUAAGGCUACUAAUUAUUAAACAACUCGAGCCACAUAUAUUUUGUUGUUAAGAACUGUGAUCAUAUUAGUUGCACGGUUUUUUGAAAGGAUGUACGGGACUGUAAGACUCUUGUUAAUUCCGUAUUCCCUGAGGCACACCAUGUGACGAAUUUAUUACCUUUAAGAUAUUUUAAUUUAGCUUAUCUUUAAACAACAACAUCAGCCUUCGGCAGAAUGAGACGCAAAACGUUUUG